Polistes dominula (European paper wasp) is the source of this 4701-nucleotide messenger RNA. It is a transcript of the gene inaE, whose product is annotated as inactivation no afterpotential E. Gene Ontology annotation, biological process: arachidonate metabolic process; diacylglycerol catabolic process. NCBI's taxonomy places the organism in Eukaryota, Metazoa, Arthropoda, Insecta, Hymenoptera, Vespidae. Gene Ontology annotation, cellular component: cytoplasm; dendrite membrane; postsynaptic membrane. Gene Ontology annotation, molecular function: lipoprotein lipase activity. The record is from RefSeq and is a predicted model, not a curated record.
ACAGCCUUGCGCGAUGUGUCAGCGAAUUGAUAGGGGUAGGCAAAUCAGCGGUGGUGGUAAUGUGUUCGAUGUGAUAAAGGCGACGUGUUAUAAGGGAUGAUAAGGCACGUGGAGUAUUGCUCAAUGUCAUUCUAAAAAAAGAAGAAAGAAAGAAAGAAAGGAAAUCAAGAAGCUCUUUUAAUUAUUUUGUAUCGGUUAUUCGUCCUUCGUUCUUUGUCAGUGUGGUAUUCUUUCUUUGUGUGCUUUAUUUCGAAGAAACUAGAUGACUCGGACGUGUAGACAAAUUCGAAAGGGUUUAUGGCCAAGGUAGCGCCGACCCUCGUGCGAUUGUCAGUCAAAGGGACCUAUUUCUUCGAUAAUUUGUCGGUGAUUUUCGAAUGAAAGAUGAUUAUUCGAAGAACAAUAUUAGAAAAUACGACGAUGCGAAGAAUACCGGCGUGCCUUCUUCACUUCUUCGAUUAUUUCCUGCUGAAACGUCGAUGAUAUUCGUCUGGCGAAUUUCUACCCUAUUCGUGAUGCAAAAGUAACGCGAUUUACUCGUUUAAGACAAAAGAAAAAGAAACCCUCUCAUCCCCUUCAGAAUAUUAACUUUCCUACAGAAGAGGAGGAGGAAGAAGAAGAAGAAGAGAAUAGUCUUACUGUCUACUCUCUUAUCGAGUGUUCGAGAGUCUAUACUACUAGCAGUGAUGUUUAUGUAAUCAGUUGGAACAGUAUCGUGUGAAAUACAUACAUAUAUUAUACAUAUAUGAAGCUUUGAAGAUAAUAAAGCUUCGAGUUUGAAUUUGGUGAAAGGUGUUUCGUGUUUCUCGUGGAACGACGAAGGAUGGACGAAAAUAUCGUCGGUAGAAGGAAUCGUCGUGCCGCACGUUAUGUUCUUGGUGGUGCGCGACGGCGAGCUCGUCGACGAAAUCAUCGACGAAGUCAUCAAGGAAAAGGCUCAACCAAGCUCAAAUUACUUCAAGAUAAGCCGUCCUCUUCCUUCUCAUCAUCUGUAUCUCCCUUUAUAUUCUUCUUCGUUGCUUCCACGAGAAAACGCCGAAGGAAGGAAGAAGAAGAAGAAGAAGAAGAAUCAUUGUUGUCGUUGUUAUCCUUCAAGAUCGUUGAUCGUUGUCUAGGAGUCCUAUCAGGAGGCUCCUAGUGUAAUUGAAUGGAAACCAAAGUGAGUGAAGAAAGGAGACAUUAUGCCUGGCAUCGUGGUAUUUCGACGACGCUGGAGCGUCGGCAGCGACGAUCUCGUUGUACCUGGUGCCUUCCUCUUCGUUUUGCAUCUCAUAUGGGUGACGGUACUUGGAGUCCUACUAGGAAUCCUUCAAUGGGAUCGAAGUAUUAUGUGCAUAUUUCUUCUAUGGGAAUAUAUAUUAGGCUAUCUUGUGCUUUUCAUAGUCUCAAUGGUGGUGGAGUUCUCGAUCUGUUUCCUUGCAACGAGAGGAAGCAUUUUGGAUACUGCAAAAAGGGCACCAAUGCAAUAUAUACUUUAUAUUCGCUUAUUCCUCUUAUUGGUAGAAGCUGGAUGGUUGUGUGCAGGAGUUACCUGGAUAACACGAUUUUAUCAAUCCUGUCCCGUGGACCAAGUCAAGGACGUGAUGCUGGGUUUGGUGAUAUGCAAUUGGUGUGUGUUGGCGUUUGUGAUGGUAACGGUAUGGUGUACGUACGACGCCGCCGGCAGAUCCUGGGUGAAAAUGAAGAAAUAUCAACGUAGCAUGAGGGAGGCGGAAUCGAGGGGAGGUAGAUUACACUACAAACGCAGUGGUAGCAGAAGCCGAAAUUGGCGACAACGAAAAGUUAUACGUGCCUAUCAAGAUAGCUGGGACAACAGAUGCAGAUUGUUGUUUUGUUGUAUGGGAAAUUCCGAUCGAAAUAGAAAUUCUUUCGCUGACAUUGCCAAACUUUUAAGCGACUUUUUCCGUGACCUUGACGUGGUACCAUCGGACGUAAUAGCCGGGCUGGUGCUUUUACGAAAAUUUCAGAAAAUCGAAAGAGAAUUGAUAGUGAAACAGAAGAAAAACGACACGUAUGAGUUCCUCUCAGGCGUGCCAGUAACGCCUCGUACUAAGUUUCUCUCCUUGACCGAGGACGGCGAUCUGGGCCAUUUCCAGUUGGCCAUUCAUUAUAUGCACUUCGCCCUCGCUGCCUACGGUUGGCCUAUGUUCCUCGUUAAUCAUUCUACGGGACUCUGCCAGUUGUGCACGAGGUUAAGAUGCACUUGCUUUCCGUGCGGCAAUCAUGAGGACGAAGCCACGAUAGUGGAAGACAACUGUUGUCAAUGUAAUUAUGCGGCCCUAAGGAAAAUGGUCGAAGUUGGCGAAGUUGAAGUUAUUUAUGCUACCUUUCAUGUGGACGUCGGAGAAACACCAUUUUUUGUAGCACUUGAUUACUCAAAAAGAAAGGUUGUCGUUAGUAUACGUGGAACGCUCAGUAUGAAAGACGUUUUAACAGAUUUAAAUGCAGAAGGCGAAGUGUUACCAUUAACUCCGCCAAAAGACGAUUGGCUAGGUCACAAGGGUAUGGUUCAAGCCGCAGAAUACAUACGCAAGAAGCUUCAAGAAGAGAACAUUAUCGCGCGAGCACUAUCAAAGGAUCCUUCGAGAGGCACCGAUCAUUUUGGAUUGACAUUGGUUGGUCAUUCCCUUGGUGCAGGCACCGCUGCGAUACUUGCAAUUUUACUUAGACAAGAAUAUCCGGAUUUGAUAUGUUUUUCUUUCGCACCACCCGGUGGAUUGCUCAGUAUGCCAGCUCAGCAAUAUUCUCAAGAAUUUACGACUUCCGUAGUUGUAGGGAAGGACGUUGUACCUAGGAUAGGAUUACGACAGAUGGAAAGUUUAAGGGCCGACCUUAUAAAUGCGAUAAAAAGAAGCGUCGAUCCCAAGUGGAAAACGAUAGCUUGCUCGGUAAUGUGUUGCGGAUGUAGCUCGACACCCACGUCGGCAGCUAAUAUGGAGGCUGGUGGAUGUAUCAGCGAGUAUCAAAGAGAUAAAGAUCUAGCACGAUCUCAAGCAAUCGUACCUACGGACUCGAGUAUAGCUUUGACAUUACAUAUGCCACUUUUUCCACCUGGUAGAAUUAUUCACGUUGUUCGGCAUCAUCCUAACAAGGGCGAGAAAAAGUAUGAGUCACGGUGGAGACAGGUGUUGUCUAAACGCGAACCAGUCUACCAAGCAUUGUGGGCAGGACCAUGCGACUUCGACGAGGUGUUGAUAAGUCCAGUGAUGAUACAGGACCACAUGCCGGAUAACAUACUGAAGGCCUUGAAUAAGGUUGUAACAACCCUGGGACCAGCGAAGCCACAACGUUUGGCAUCUGGACAUGCUUCGUCUGCUGAACCAUCGGAAGCUCGUGAACCUGCAGAAGUCCAGGAGCUCGAGAUUGAGCAAGAGAUGAGGGCACUUCUCUCACCUUCGACCCCAGUCAAAUGCCAGAGCAGUAAUCUAGCAGGGACCCCACCUCACAAGCUUUGCCUCGAGACGAGUUUCACAUCACUACAGAGCCCUUCGGAAUUCCCACAGGCUGGUCGAGAACUUAGCGUUGACUCCAGAGGAAUACCAUGGGAAUACGUCAGCUUGGCUAGCGACUUACUCAACACACCACGACCAGACGAUAGUAAAUUAUCGAAUCGUCGUGGAGAUUGGGAAGAUGUCUCUCGUACCGCACCCCUUGCUACUCCCGAAACAUUAUCAGAAACAUCGAGUAAUCCACCCUCACCGAUACCACCACCAAGACCAAUGAGACGCACACCAAAGAUUCCGGGAAACUUGUCAACGGCGGCGGACGACCUCAAAAACAAUCUCCAUUUUGCAAUGCUCUCGGCGAAGAAUUACUUUCUUAGGGAGGAGAAUAUUGGAAGUAAUAGCAGUAGUGGUAAUAGUGAGGCAAGCUACGAAAGUGCCAAGAGUUUGACAACUGAUCUUCCGCCGCCUGUACCAAGAAGGAGGGAUUCGGUUACCAUUAGAAGAGAGCAAAGGGUAUGCACGGCUGCAUGUUGUAGAGACGAUCUAUCGGAAAAUUCAUCUACUCGUGCAUCCUCUCAUUCCUCAAGAGUGUCACGUACAUCUCAUCACGUGCAAGUAGAUUUUCCAGAAGGAGAUAAUGAAACGAACGGAUCUAGUUUAGAUUUCUUUGAGGCUAAGGGCUCGUCCGGUCAACGCGACAGCAGUAACGACGUAUUCCUUAGCGUUAGAAGUUCUCCAGAAUGUAAAGGCUUGAUGGCACCUGCCACUGAUCUUGGUGCCGAAUGGAAAAGAAAAUUCGAUGCUACUGGAAUAAGCGGUGAUGCAUCCUUGCCUCUUCUUCGUGGUCUUUCGCCUACACCAACUACCGCACAACACAGCUCUUCGCCGUUCUUUAAUGCUAAGCGAAAAAAAUAUGUUUAUCCUAUUACAUUGAUGGGUCGAGGUGAAAGUAGCGUCUAACGAAAAAAAAAAGAAAUUAAAGGAAAGAAGCAAAAUGAUCGAUAAUUUUUACGACAACUUUUCUAGCCUAAUCGAAAGUAAAGGAAAGGAAUCAUCGAUGGCAACUGCGAUUGAAAUGAAGAUUAAAACUUGUGCCAAUAUGAUCGUUGUUCUCUUGGUUUGAAGUUUCAAAGUUUUUCUAGAAAUACGUUUUACAAACAAUUAGAUUUAUAAAGCAAGAGAAAAUCAAUUAGAUUAUAAGCUUAAAAAAGGUAACAUUGAUUUGUCGAUUAAAUAAUCGUAUGACAAAUAUUAA